Molecule: messenger RNA, 4054 nt
Organism: Brassica napus (rape)
Lineage: Eukaryota; Viridiplantae; Streptophyta; Magnoliopsida; Brassicales; Brassicaceae
Product: MLP-like protein 328
Exons: 3
Coding region: 120-575 (151 amino acids)
Biological process (GO): defense response
Source: RefSeq, a predicted model, not a curated record
CAUGUUUUAACCGUCACAAUCACUCUGCUUAUAUAAACGAAGGCGAUAUGUGAUAAUUCAUCAACCAAAACAAAAGCAAAAAAAAACACAAGUGGAAACUUUAAAACAAAGAUAGAAAAAUGGCGACGUCGGGAACAUACGUGACGGAGGUUCCGUUGAAAGGAGCAGCGGAGAAACACUACAAGAAGUGGAAGAGCGAGAACCACAUCUUCCCUGACGCCAUCGGCCACCACAUCAAAAAUGUCACCGUCCACGAGGGAGAAUCUGACUCUCACGGAUCCAUCAGGAGUUGGAACUACACAUGGGAUGGAAAGGAAGAGGUAUUCAAGGAGAAGAGAGAGGUAGACGAUGAGAACUUAACAUUGGCUUUAAGAGGACUUGAGGGUCACGUGAUGGAGCAGCUCAAGGUGUUUGAUGUCAUCUACCAAUUUAUCCCCAAAACUGAGGAUACCAGCUCCUGCAAAAUCACUAUAAUAUGGGAGAAGCGCAAAGAUGAGUACCCUGAACCCAGCACCUACAUGAAAUUCAACAAGAGCUUGAUCGUUGACAUGGGCCACCACGCCAGCAAAGCUUAAUCGUCAUCACCAUCGAUCAUCAUCACCAUCCUCAUCACAAUCAUGCACCAUCAUCACUAUAUAUCUCUAUUUACUUAUUAAACAGGUUUCAAAAUAAUAAUCAAUAAAUGGGGGUCUUGUACGUGGCGUUUCAAUUAUAUGUAAUUGGUUGGCUUUUGUAAGAUGGUUUAAUUUGUUGUUAUGGUCAUCAUCGAGUUCGAUGUGAUCACUAUGAAUAAUGUAUGUUGUUCACCUAUCUACAUUUUUCUGUCUUUUACUGAGUUAAUGGUGCAAAUGGUUGUUACUACAAAAACAGUUAAAUAAAGAUUAACGGAUCCAUCUAAUCUUGAUUUCACUAGAGGUAUAGAUGAUAGGUAUUGUAACAAAACCAUGUUUGGUGUAUCUACUUAUUAUUUUCUAUCAUGGCCAAUUAAUCUGGCUCCAAAGAGUGUUAUUAGUUGUACAAGAUGAAGUCAAGUUUAUUAGAUUUUAAUUAUUGAUUUAUUUUAAAAUUUACGAUCUAUAAUUUAUUUAAAAUUUUAAAUCUGCAUCAAUGCAUUUAUAAAAAUCAGCCGGAUCCACAUUAGAACACUGGAUUAUGUUUUUUUUAUAUAGCUUAGUAGCUUACUAAGUGAAAAAAGCUAAUCUAUUAAUGUAAUGGCAAGAAUGAAAUGUUUUGUGUGCAUUGUUUAUUUGAAUUUCUGGAUGUUAUAUAGAUCAGACAUCUUAGCUUAAACAUUAAACUGUUGUUAUGCAAGUUUCUGGAUGUUAUGGUUUAUUUCUUUGUCCUUGGUGAUAUAGAUGCAAAGCUGUUGAAUAAUUUAUGUAUAUCAUAACUUGUUUAUUAGUUUAUUGUUCUUCAUCAAAAAUUAAUUACUUAAGUGUUGUUGCAUUGUGUUCUAACCAAGCAAGGUGUAGUAAUAGUUAACAUGAAGAGGAUGGAGAAAACAAAAGCAAAUCUUUCAAAUUCCUUUAGCUGGUUUGAAUCUUAUAUUUCAUCUUCCUCGAAAGGGUCUCUUUCAGGAUAAUCACCAAACUGCAAGUCACAUAAAACUCAUGAGUAUCAGAAACUGUGGCUUACAACUUCAAUCUAUGCAUCCAACUAACUACUUUACCGUGAAUGUGGUAAAGAACCUAGUCCACGGCCCUAGAGCCCAAUAUAGUAGAAUUCAACUAAAACUUAGCUUGAGAGUAAUACAUAUCCUUAGGCCUAUAAUCAACUACUCUUAUAGCUGACCAAUGUGGACUCCUCCAGACUCUUACUAAACUAACAUCGUGGAAAGGGAAAUUUGCAUUGACAUCGGAUCAUGUCAAGAAACGACUAAUCGAGUUCGAUUCUAUGAAGUGCAACAGGCCAUUUCACUCUAAUGCUACAGAGAAAAAUAAAUUACCUUAACUUAAUUUGUCUGGCAGGACCCCACCAUCAUGAAACGGAGGGCACUCAAAUAAUCUUGUCCCUUUCACCCUGCAUAUAUAAGCCAGUAUUAAGCACGUGGAUCUAACAACCGAGCUAAGGCAUAUUGUACGUUUGAUAAGAAAAUCAUGAUGUUGAGCUUAUGCAAGACUAAGAACCUCUUUGAGGUUUUACUAGCACAGAAACACAUGAGCUGCAAGUGGAACCAAAGUUCGAGAGCAAGAAAACACUUCUCUGCUUUAAAAGUGUGAAGGAGUUUAAACUUAAUGAUAACUAUAAAAUAGGAAAGAGUUAACAUACAUGCCAUCGUGUUUGCCAAGGGGUUCAUCAUACUAGAUCUCUUUGUUUCUCCCACCUUAAUAUUUUUUUGACAUCAAGGAAAAAAAUAAAUUAGAAGCACAAUACAAAGAGAUCUGGUCUCACAAAAUAACAAGACAGGGAGAAGUCUUUAAACACACAAAAUAAAAGAAUCUGACUCACCUUGAUAUUUGCACAAAGAUCUUCCAUGAAGUCUUCAUUCAUCUGGUGAAACGAUUAAACGAUCAUAUUUGCCACUAAUUAUACCAAAAAAGUUUUAACAAUAAGCAAAAUUACAGUUACCUUAACUUCAGAAGCAGCUGGAUUUUGAGACACUCUUUUUUCUUUCAACUUCCUAAAACUGUCUGGUAUGUGAACACAAACAACAUAUCAACAUAACUUGUCUCUUCUGAAACACCAACUCUAGGCAGUAGAAAACUUACCAGUUCGUUUAGCAUAGUAUCCUUAUCUGAGAUGUUAUACGUCUCAACCAAUGAGGUAUCUUCAAGCCAGCCUCCAGUUGUGACCGAGGAGGGAUCAAGAUCCACUAUAUGCAACCAAAACCUUGAGAAAGCACCACAAAAGAACAAUCAGAUGGAGUGAUAAAACAAUAAGCCAUACGUUUCACUAAAUGCAUCUAUCAAGAUCACAGUAAACAGAGGUUUACUGAGUCAAAUUGGCUCCAGUUUACCCAUCAAAGGGGGGAGUAGAAACCGAGAGGUCUUGAAUCAUCACUAAGAGCUGCAACCUUGGAGCCACUUUCAUCAUAGAGCUCUAAAGCCAUAUAUAGCAUUAACAGACGUCCCACAUUUCUUCCACAUUCAUCGUCUCCUUCCAUCUGUAACCGCGAAGCCGCCAUCUUUCCACCCUCUAGACCUGACAAAACUACCUUGUCGGAAAUCGAGUUAAUGUGGGAGAGAGAGUUUUUCGACAGAAGCGGAAGUAAGUUCAAGCGGAAAGAUCUUUUGUCUGUUUCAAUGUUUUUAAAGCCGAACCGGAAAAGUUCCUAAUCAUGGUUUAUUUUUUCCGGUUAUAUGCGGUUUUUAGCCGGUUUGGUUUUCUUUAAUUUUUUUACCUUCCUUUCAUCAGAUUGUACUGAAAGAUCAAGUAUGUGAGCCGGUUACAGUACCUUUGGGACAAGAUUAAGAAAGGAGAGGUGGAAGUCCCUGACUUAAUGGUAGCAGAGUAACUGAAAUUUGAAAGUCCAAACAUUUUUGGUAUAUGAGAGAUAUAUACAAAGACUUUCAAUUCACUAAUUUGGUAUAUGAGAGAUAUAUACAAAGACUAUAUUAUGUUGACCAAGACAGUACAGGAAAUACUUUCACUAUUGACUGAUUACAUUGGCAAUAUAUUUUUAUUUGUCUCCAACCCACUAAUCACGUUGUAUAAAUAGUUGCUACACCUAUGAAUCAAAUCCAUAAUCAUCUCCCUUCAAAAUUAUAAGUAGGACAAUAUAAAAAAAAAAUGGGAAAAAUCUCAGCAGUUUUUGUCAUUCUUUUCCUGGUCUCAUCAUGCAUGGUAAAAGCGACUGUUACAUUGCCUUUGAUAAUAUGUCAAACAGACGAAGAUUGUCUGAAGGUUGGACUCCCAAAAUGUGAGGACACAGGGAAGAUGCCAAUUUGCCUCCACAAUUAUUGUGGCUGUCCCGAUAAAAGGCAUCAAGCUUCCCCCACUUCUUCAUCAGUGACCUCCAACUCUUGAUGAUCUUCGUAUACAUUCAUGUUGAUUUAAUAUAAUGAAAAGACAAUAUAUAUAUAUAUAUAUAUAUAAAACUCCAUCGUUAUUUUCU